Molecule: messenger RNA, 1329 nt
Organism: Encephalitozoon romaleae SJ-2008
Lineage: Eukaryota; Fungi; Microsporidia; Unikaryonidae
Product: haspin Ser/Thr kinase
Exons: 1
Coding region: 1-1329 (442 amino acids)
Biological process (GO): protein phosphorylation; mitotic cell cycle; intracellular signal transduction
Cellular component (GO): nucleus; cytoplasm
Molecular function (GO): ATP binding; histone H3T3 kinase activity
Source: RefSeq, a predicted model, not a curated record
AUGAAGAGGUUUGGAAGGAAGAGAGAAUCAAUCCACAACACUGCAUAUGAAGAGGUUCGGAAGGCAUUUGAAGAUAUUAGAAGAAAGAUAGCAGAUACAGGCCGCCUGUCCUCUAGCGGCUUGUCUACUAGUACAUCUCCGGGAAAUGCAAGCUGGAAGAAGGAUUAUUCAUGUGACCUUGCCUUCAGUUCUAGUGGGGACGAAGAGGACUGUGGGCUUUCCAGUAUAUACAAUUCCAGAUUCAAGGCCAGAAGCAAGGAUGAGGCUCCUGGCUUUGGAGAUGAAAGGGAGGAUGACCUUGUGAUAAAUCAUGAUGUCCUGAGUUCUAGUGAGACAUAUGAUGAAAGCCUAGGGUUUGAAAGUUUUCUUGACGAGGAAAUAAAGAGAGAGUCUAAGAUGCAGAACAUAACAUUCAGGAGAAAGAAGGGAAUAGAUCAUCAUCUGCAUGGGCAGGAUCAGAGAACGGAAGGCAGUGUGGAUUCAGACAAUGGAGGAGAUGAAAUGGGGGUUUUGAAAAGGAUUCCAUUUGAUAAGAUGCCAAAGAAUAUCAGGAAGAUUGGGGAGGCAACAUUCAGCGAGGUAUUUGCCCAUGGUACAUUGGUCUACAAGAUAAUUCCUCUUGGAAACACUUCUGAUGAAACAUCUCUUCCAUCGUUUCUGAAGGAGUCUACCAUAUUCAAAGCCAUUUCUGAGGAAGACGGGGUAUGCAAGCUCAAGGAUGUAUUCCUAGUGAAGGGGAGGUACCCAAGAGAGUAUCUGAAGGCAUGGGAUGAUUAUGGAGAAGAGGAGAAUGAAAGACCCAGCAAGUAUGAAGAUUCGCAGGAAUAUGGAGUAAUAGUUAUGGAAGACGGAGGGGAAAGCCUGGAAAGCAUCAGGUUUCAAGGCAUUGAAGAAGCAGAUAGGUUCAUUAGAACGGUUAUAAGAACAUUGGCAAGGCUCGAAGAGAAGUAUGAGUUUGAGCAUAGGGAUCUUCACUGGGGAAAUAUCCUCAUUAAGCAAGGGCACAUAAACCUGAUUGACUUUUCACUCAGUAGGCUAAAGAAUGGAAACACUGUGAUAUUCAAUGACCUGAAUGAUAGACAAUGGUUAUUUGAAGGAGAUGAAGAAGUCGAUGUUCAGUUUAAGGUUUAUAGAGACAUGCGUGAGCUAUGCUCCGGACAUUGGGAGCGAUUUACUCCUCAAAGCAAUGUUCUAUGGAUCCGGUACCUUGUUGAAAAAACCUUCGGCAAGAACAAAUUCAAAGGGAAAAAGGCCUUAAUCUCGCAAUACAUGUCGAUCAUAGAUAGAAGCACAUCAGCAAAGGACAUAGAUAAGAAACUUAGAGUGUAA